Molecule: messenger RNA, 549 nt
Organism: Haemonchus placei
Lineage: Eukaryota; Metazoa; Nematoda; Chromadorea; Rhabditida; Trichostrongylidae
Source: the annotation of a GenBank genome assembly
AUGGCACGUGUUUAUUUGGGACGGCUUCCGUUCCGUGCUCGUGAAAGUGACAUUGAAAGAUUUUUCCAAGGCUAUGGCAAGAUCACCGACAUUGCUAUGAAGAGAGGUUUUGCGUUCAUUGAGUUCGAAAGUAAAAGGGAUGCAGAGGAUGCUGUGGACGAAUUGAAUGGACGUUCCAUCUUGGGAGACAGGGGCGCCCUCAUGGAAGUGAUGUAUAUCGCUAUCGUUCUCGCUCACGCUCUCGAGAUCGCAAGCGACGAAGCCGCACUCGCUCUCGAAGCCGAGACCGCAGACGAAGCAGGACGCCAAGGAGAGGACGUAGCCGAUCUCGCAGCCGAAGCGUCUCUCCAAAGCGACGUCGUUCAAGGCGUGAUUCAAGCCGCUCCAGAAGUCGAAGCAGAACUCCCGAGAAGAAACGUCGUUCAAGGCGCCGUAGCAGAACCCCAAAGCGUGAAAAGCGUUCUCCAAAGAGUUCGCCUGAAAAAACUUCGAGCAGAAGCCCUUCACCUAAGAAAGGAAGAAGUCUCAGCAGAUCCGCCUCUCCUGUAG